AUGGCCGACACGGAAGAUGCGGGCGCGACGUCCGUCUCCGAACCUUUGGAUCUGGUGCGCCUCUCCCUUGAUGAAAUCGUCUUUGUGAAGCUCCGUGGUGACCGUGAGCUCAAGGGUCGUCUCCAUGCCUACGACAGUCAUUGCAACUUGGUGAUGGGAGAUGUGGAGGAGACUAUCUACGUCGUAGAGGAGGAUGAAAACGAGGAAGAAACUAUUCGCACGAUCAAAAGACAGGAAGAAAUGCUCUUUGUCUUCCACAUCAUUCUCAUUAUUUACAACCAAACAACCAAACAGCCUAGCAUGGCUCCGGCCGGACCUAAACUCACGCUAGAGGAACGGCGAAGAGGCGAGAUCGCGCUCAGCGAUUUCGCGGAAUAUGCUGAGAAGCAGCAAUCGCAUCGCUCUGUCGCUCCCAGCGAUAGUGGCUACUCUACCGCCAAUGUACAUGAAGACCAUGCCGAACUGGACAUCCUUGACCAGCUAGGAUUGUCCGACGCUCCGAAAACCGUCAGGUUAAAAGACCUAUUGUUGCAUACAGGCGACCAACAAGAGGACAGCCUACAGACACUAGCGAGCAUCAUACAGACUCGCAUCGACGAAGGCCAUGGUGAAACAAUAUUCGACGUGGGUACGGAGGACGGUGGUGAAUCCAUGGGCUUCGACAUAGCUCAAUGGACCACGGCGUUGCAGCGCGUACAGGAGGCUGCGGGAACGCUCCCAGCACACUGCCGUAUUCUGCUUACCUACAAUGUAGGAGGCUCCGAGGAAUCCAAGAUCAGAAAUGAUCGAAUAAAGGGUUCCUGUGGCAAACUCCUUAUCCGACAGCCGGCAGAGACUGUGGAGGAAAUGGCCGAGCUCCGUAUCGCGGUUGUUGGAAAUGUGGAUGCUGGCAAGAGUACGAUGCUUGGAGUCCUCGUAAAGGGGAACCUAGACGAUGGCCGUGGCAAGGCUCGAGUCAAUCUCUUCCGACAUAAACAUGAAAUUGAGAGCGGCCGGACCAGCUCUGUCGGUAUGGAGAUUAUGGGAUUUGAUAGUCGCGGAGAGAUCGUGGGUAGCUUGCAGGGCCGUAAACUGUCUUGGGAAGAAAUAGGGAAGCGGUCUGCCAAAGUUAUCUCCUUCUCCGACUUGGCCGGUCACGAGCGAUACUUACGAACUACGGUCUUUGGCAUGCUGAGCAGCAGCCCCAACUACUGUCUCUUGAUGGUUGCCGCUAAUAACGGUUUGAUCGGCAUGAGCAAAGAGCAUCUCGGGAUCGCGUUGGCUCUGAAUGUUCCCGUCAUGAUCAUUGUUACCAAGAUCGAUAUCUGUCCCCCACACAUCUUGCAGGAGACAAUGUCUCAACUGAAUAAGAUUCUCAAGUCUCCUGGGGCUCGCAAGAUACCCGUCUUCGUGAAAGACAUGGAGCAGACUAUCAACACGGCAGCUCAGUUUGUCAGUCAGCGGAUCUGUCCUAUCUUCCAAGUGUCGAAUGUUACAGGUGAGAAUCUAGAACUAGUACGGACAUUCCUGAACAUCCUACCUCACCGUGGCCAUUACAAUGCCGACGCGCCGUUUGAGUUCCUCAUCAACGAUACAUUCUCCGUGCCACAUGUAGGUACCGUGGUGUCGGGGGUAGCCAAGUCCGGGGUAAUACACGCUGGUGACACCGUGCUGGUUGGCCCUGAUUCCCUUGGACAGUUCACCACCACCACAAUCAAGUCUAUUGAACGCAAACGGAUAUCGGUGAACACCUGCUUUGCUGGACAGUCUGGCUCGUUCGCUUUGAAGCGUGUUCGCAGGAAAGAGGUUCGGAAGGGCAUGGUUGUUCUGAAGAAACUGGAGCAGCCUCCCAAAGUGUACCGGGAGUUUGUUGCCGAAGUUCUCAUUCUAUCUCAUGCUACUACGAUCAAGCCCCGGUACCAGGCGAUGUUGCAUGUUGGGGCCGUGAGCCAAACAUGCUCUGUGAUUGACAUUGACCGCCCCUUCAUCCGAACCGGUGAUCGUGCCCUGGUGGCAUUCCGUUUCAUGCAACGCCCUGAGUUCCUAGCGCCCGGAGAUCGGGUACUUUUCCGUGAAGGAAAGACCAAGGGGUUGGGGAUUGUGAAAAGCGUUGGAUAUGAUGCUAGCAACCCCCUAAACCCCGAAGCUAAGGAGCCUCGGUACCGGUCCGUGGCGGGUGACGUCACCAGCCCUAAACGAUGA
Messenger RNA from Aspergillus alliaceus, 2181 nucleotides. RefSeq names its product P-loop containing nucleoside triphosphate hydrolase protein. Bases 1 to 2181 code for a protein of 726 amino acids. NCBI's taxonomy places the organism in Eukaryota, Fungi, Ascomycota, Eurotiomycetes, Eurotiales, Aspergillaceae. Gene Ontology annotation, molecular function: GTPase activity; translation elongation factor activity; GTP binding. Gene Ontology annotation, biological process: mRNA splicing, via spliceosome; translational elongation. The transcript is spliced from 7 exons. The record is from RefSeq and is a predicted model, not a curated record.